Symbiodinium pilosum is the source of this 375-nucleotide messenger RNA. The record is from the annotation of a GenBank genome assembly. Lineage: Eukaryota; Dinophyceae; Suessiales; Symbiodiniaceae.
GCACCGCACCCGCCAGGACCUCGUGGCUUCGCGAUGUGAGGCAGCGCAACUGGCCGCUGCGCUGCAGCAAAAGCGCACCUGGGUGACUCAACACUUGGACUCGGUGUGGAAGGUGAUCAGCCAACACCACAACCGGCUCCUUCAGAGCUUGGCCUUCCACGGGCUCCUCACGGCUCGAAACCAUGGCCAGGUGUGGAGACGUCGGCCAGCGGAGUCUCCCGGGCCUGCCGAGGCGAAUGCCAGCCCCCGCAGCAUGCGCAGCCCAGGCAGGACCAUGGCGUGGCAGUGGCUUUGGGCGAAGAAGGUUUUCGGCCUUUGGCGGCGCGGCGCAGAAGUUGCCCGUCGCUCCCGUCACAACGAGGAGCAUCGCGAAGA